Molecule: messenger RNA, 4668 nt
Organism: Saxophila tyrrhenica
Lineage: Eukaryota; Fungi; Ascomycota; Dothideomycetes; Mycosphaerellales; Extremaceae
Exons: 2
Coding region: 1-4668 (1555 amino acids)
Biological process (GO): regulation of ARF protein signal transduction
Molecular function (GO): guanyl-nucleotide exchange factor activity
Source: RefSeq, a predicted model, not a curated record
AUGCCCAACUUGCUCUCCAAGCGGCGCAGCUUGCUCGACCUUCUUUCCACCACCUCGAGCGAUAACAGCAACAGCAGCGACAAUGACGGCCGGCCGAAGACGAGCAGCUUGACGGUCGAAUCUCCGCGUACAGAAGACGAGCGGCCGAAGUCAGAGUACGGGUUUCAGCGCUCGCGACUUUCACGUGAACUUUUGCGGGACGAGGUGCCGGACCCGGCGGAGGAUGGGCAGGAUGGCAAGAGCACGCGAACGAAGCGUUUUAGUAUGCUGAAGAUCCGGAAUUACUCCGAGUCGCAGCUGGCGGUGCGGGCGAAGGAGGUGGAGAGGCGGGAGAGGGAGAGUGCGCCGCCUUUGCCUACGGUGCCGAGUGGUUCGGCGGCGGCGGUGCCGACGAUUAUGAAGACGGCGCCGACGAUGGAUCAUCUGGGUGGGGAGAUGCAGGAGGGGCAGGAGGAGGGUGAGAGGGAGAGGAGGGUCAGGCCGUCGUUGUUCAAGAGGUCGAUGUCGAAGGGGAGGAGUCCGGUGAGGCCGCAGCCGAGGAAGAGUACGGAGGAAAGGAGGGGGGAUAAGAAGGUGUCGUCGCUGAGGUGGAGGAAGUUGCAGGGCAGGAGCACUGGGUUGGAGGAUCUGCAGCGCAUGGCUGCUGCCCAUGUUUCGAACAACCAGGGCGCGCCUCCCUCAUAUGGCGACGAGUCGAACUCUGCUCUUGCUCUUCCGAUGUCUGACCAUCGAUUUUCGGAGUCUUCACGGUCUGAUGGUAGUGAGAUCUACGGCACUACGACGACGACCACUCACACGGUGUCUACCCAUACGACAUUCUUUAAGCUCGCACGACGCAACAAGAACCGCAACCCACUAUUCCCACUCCCUGUGAAGAUCCCGCCUCCGAGUGAGACGUCGCACCAGGACGGCCCACCAACACCUCGCGCAUCCACCUCCGCCAUCUCAACAAAGAGCCAAGACGACACCAAUGGCAACUCCGCGCAAUUCCUACAACGUCGACACACAGAAGACAUCCUGACAAAGCCGGCGCCUCUGCCAACAAACGCCGCGCUCGCGAGAGGCGCUUUGUCGUUUGCGGAGCCAGGGGGCAUGAGUUUGAUGCGCAACGGCUCGCAGCGGUCACGCGCGUCUUCCAGUUCCCCGCCACUGCAACCGCCUCGUCGUUUGGGUAUGCGCGAUCGCGCUUCUACUACAAGCUCGUUCGGCCGCAGCUCUUACGAUACCGGCACGCCGCCGCCUAUGUCGGGCAGUGGGAGGACAUCCACAUCUACGACGGGGAGGUCUAGCUUAGGUGGUUUCUUGAAUCUUUCGCGGUUCAGGCAGAGCUCGGAUCCGAAUUCGCCGAGGCAUGGGUCGCCGGGGACGCGGAGCAAGUCGAACUCUUUUGCGAUCAGUAGGGAGACGCUUGUGGUGCCGGAGAGGGAGGAAGGGGACAGUCCCGGCCGGUACCUCGAAAGGCUGGAGGCUGCAGUGGCGCGCGGCAAGAUUGCUGCGAUUCUCUCCAAAUCCACGGACACGUUCGCACACGCAGUCUUGCGGAGCUAUACCCGACGCUUCUCAUUCUUCGGCGAGCCGGUCGACAUGUCCCUUCGCAAGUUCCUGAUGGAAGCCGAGCUGCCUCCGGAGACCCAGCAGAUGGACCGCGUGGUGCAGGCGUUUGCAGAUCGCUAUCACGAAUGCAACCCCGGCAUCUUCGUGUCGCCCGACCAGGCCUACAUCAUCGCCUUCUCGCUCAUGAUGCUGCAGACCGACGCUUUCAACCGGAACAACAAGCGCAAGAUGCAGAAGCACCAGUAUGUCAAGAAUACUUCUGACCAAGGAGUUUCGGAUGAUGUGCUGGGUUGCUUAUACGACAACAUCUGCUAUACGCCUUUUAUUCGGAUUGAGGAGGAAGUGGAUAUCAAUGGCGAGCGCGUAUUGCCUUUCAAGCCUAGGAAGAGCAAGGUGAAGCUUCCCAUCACUGAAGGCAACAAGAAAUCUUCUGGUCCCGUUGAUCCUUAUGACCUGCUGCGGGAUAACACUCUGGAUAUGCUGAGGCCGUCGAUCAAGGAGUCUAUCAACAUGGACGAUCCGUACAACUACAAGGCUACGCCGAACGACCUGGACGUGCAAUACCUUCAACGCGCUUUCACGCACACAGGCACACUGCAGAUCAUCUCCCAACGCUCGCGGCCCAACGCUUACGAAGGCGACUUCACGAACCAUGCCCCUCCCGCUUUGAUGGAGAUGCAGCCCGGUAUCAUCGAUAUCAAAGUGACGAAAGUCGGCACGCUGUGGCGGAAGGCGACGAAGAAGAAGAAAGCUCGCUCGCCAUGGAACGAAUGGGGUGCCAUCCUGACGGGCUCGCAGCUGUACAUGUUCAAGAACGUGCACUGGGCGAAGGGGCUGGUGAACCAAUUCAACGCUGCACAGGAGAAGGGGAAGCCAAGGACGCCUGUGACGUUUAAGCCGCCGCUGCAGGAGUUCAAGGCCGAUGCUCUGCUCAGGACGGACAAUGCGGUCGCGCUGGUGGACGCUUCGUACAACCGGCACAAACACGCCUUCACGUUCGUCGCACCAGGCGGCCACGAAGAAGUGCUGCUGGCAGACAACGACUCCGAGCUCAACGACUGGCUCGCUCUCAUCAACUACGCAGCCGCCUUCCGCUCCGCCGGAGUCAGGAUCCGCGGCAUGGUCGGCGGCGCCGACGAAGACGCCCGGAGCAAGGAAAUCCGUAGACUGGAGUCCACGCAAACCGCGCGCUCAGCUCAGACGACGUCUAGCGACUUGGUGCAGAAUCGACUGCUGAGCCCGCAGAUGCAGCGACAGGUCAUGGCUGCGAGACGCCAGAUCAUGGUGCAGAAAGUCGCGCAGAUGACGCUUGAUAUCAGUGAGGCGAACAAGGAAUUGGAUAAUAUGCUGCGCAAUGCCCGACAUUUGCUCGUCCUGGCGCCUAUCAUCCCGAAGACGAGGGAGGAUAUGAUUCAUGCUGCUGCGCGGGCGGAUGCGAAUCUGAAGUGGCGGCGCCGCGAUAUCUGGCGCAUGAGGGCGUACAAGGACAUCCUCGCUAUGGAUGUACAGCAGGAUGGUGUGUCGGCAGAUCAGAUUGAGGCGCUGGCUGAACAACAGCAAAUCGAAGCGCCGGAUUCUGCGAAGAAGAGCUGGCCAAUGAGUCUUUCACGACUGACGUCGAGAGGUAGUGCUGCCAAAGUUGCUGCGUCGCAGAGUCCGACGUCGCCGACACAUGUGCAGAGGCCUUCGACUACAGGUUCGCUGGAAGCGUACACGAACGAUAUCUUCCGCACGCCGUCGGAUGCGAACACAAAACAGCAAGAGGGAGAGUGGAGAUUACCUCCGCUGCAACUGGACGUGCAGCCGGCCGAUCAGCACCGCGGCUCCGUAUCAAGCGCGCUCCUCAGCACCUCAUCGCAAGGGCGGAAUAGUGUUUCCCAGGCUUCGAGCAUAUCCAGCAACGCCUUUGGCGACCGCCCUACUCCCGACGAGCCGCCGGAGAGCGCUACGCCCCGUCCCCGCGCCCCUUCGUCCGUGACGGUGGAUCCGGAGAUCGAACUGCUCGCCCGCGCGACCAUGACGCCUGAACCGCUGGCUUCUCGUGGGAUGAACGUCGACGGCGCCGCCCCUUCUACCUCUCCACCUGAGAGUAAUACCAAACAGCGCCACAGCGGGGUGCGUCGCAGCCUGCAGAAAACGCUCCGCGAUCAGCAUCAUCACGGUAGUUCGAUCCACAAGCACCGGAAAGGCAAGGGGAGCGAUAGCACCGUGCGCAGUGCCACUGGUGCGCCUGUCCUCCUGCAGAACCAAGCCGCCUCUACCAACAAGGAUAAAGACAAGGAUGUCGACGAGGCAGUCGAGGAGGAAGGGACGCCCGGCCUCAAGCGCGAAAAAGGGCGGUUCAUUCUACACGGCAAACAAGCUUCAGUAGUGCAAUUUGGGACCGAGUGGCCGAAUGAGCGCAUGAAGGCGAGACGGGAGGCUUGGAGGCAGAAUAGCGGGUCGACUGCCGGGGGUGGGGAGGGCAAGAGUCCAUCGGUGGUAGGCAGGGGUUUGAGUUGGGAAAGAGGUUUAAGCUACGAAAGGGGCCUGAGUCCGCAUGACCGUGCGGAGAGGCGGGUUAGUGGGGAUGAGGCGUCGGGGUGGAGGGCACCGAGUUUUUUGGACGAUGUGGAGGUCACGGGGGCUUUUGCGGAGAGGAGGGCGAGUCCGGUUGAGAUGAGCGAUAUGGAGCGCUCGGGAUCUGAGGCUGUGGUGGAGAAAGAUGAGGAGGGGGAGGAGACGUACUUUGAUGCUUCACCCAUCCAGAGCCCCAGGAAAGAGAAGCGAGGCACCGUCAUCGGCCCUUCGAAACCUGUCAACGGACAUCGGACGAAGGGGCAAGAGGAGGAAAGUGACGACGACUCGGACGACAUCUCCCCCACGCGACGGAGUAAGAAACGGACUACCGUCAUCGGCCCCAGCAAGCAGGGUUUUCUCUCUCCGUUGAAGCCGGUACAGACUUCACCCGAGGCUGCGCAUGCGCAAGCUGGUGCUGAAGAGGAUGACGAGGGGGAGGAUAGCGAUGAGUACACGACUCCGCCUUCGGAUGCCGGGUUCAGCGAGGAGGAGCGGUCGUUGAGUCAGGGGUCGGAGCAGCAGCAGCAGCAGCAGCAGGGCGUUGAGGUGCGGUAG